GUUAGACUUUUAAAGAAUUUAGACGUUUUUGUGUUUUAGCACAGAAAGUGAGCUCAUUGAAGAUAUUUAAUCAUGAAAUCAUUUCUUGUUUUGGCAACAGCCUUAGUGUUGUUCUGUAGCUGCCAAGGCCAAUAUAAAAAUACCGGCAUUAAGACACGCUACCCAGCACCCAGUUCGGGCAAUUUGAUCUUGGGCAAUGCCACCGAACAUAAUGAAACCAAUCAUUAUGUCUAUAGACAACAGCAGUUUGACGUUCCUCAGCCACAACAUGACAGCUACGAUCGUUAUAAUGGCAAUUUUAAACCAGCUGAAUAUUAUCAUGGUGGUGCAGUGCCCACCGCGGUCAGACCCCCGAUAAUCUUAGAUGCCACUGCAGAAUUUAUUAACAAAACCAGAUCGUCCAUGGCUUCGGGUAUUUGUUUUAAAGAAGUGCCUACCGCCUCCUUAAUUCACGGCUCUGGCGUAGUUCCCGUUGGUAAUGGCACCAAAGCUGAAAUGAGUCAAAUACAAGUUUGCUGUGAAGGCUACGAACGCAAUCCCCAUGUCUUCAAACGUUGUGAUCCCAUCUGUGCCGACGAUUGUCCCAAUGGUAUUUGCACUGCACCCAAUACCUGUGUCUGCAUGCCAGGUCAUGUGCGCAAUGAUGAGGGUAAAUGCAUUACUACUUGCCCCAUCGGCUGCGGUAAUGGUGUGUGUGGUGAUAACAACGAAUGCAGAUGUAAACCUGGUUAUGCCUUGGAACCGGUGCAACAAAAAUAUUGUGUUCCCCUCUGUGAGCCCGGCUGUCAGUUUGGUAAAUGUGUGGCUCCCAAUAAGUGUGCCUGUCAAGAGGGUUAUCGUCUAACUGCUACCGGAGUAUGUGAGCCUCACUGUGAUAACUGUGAAAAUGGCAAAUGUACCUCCCCCGGCUACUGUAGCUGUAAUACGGGAUAUAUUAAAGUAGGUGCCGUAUGUGAGCCAGUGUGUGCUCGAGGCUGCGAUAAAGGCCAAUGCAUUGCCCCUGACACUUGCUCAUGCGGCCAAGGUUUUGAAUUGGAUCAUUCAGGUACUAGGUGUGUACCCCACUGUGAGGUGCCCUGUUUGAAUGGUGUUUGCGGUGGCAACAAUCAAUGCGUUUGCAAUUCUGGUUAUAUAGCCGAUGAACUACAACCCAAUAUGUGUAAACCUCAUUGCCCUCUAGGCUGCCCCAAUGGUUAUUGUACCUCACCGGGUUUCUGUAUUUGUAAACCCGGUUUUAAAAAGGCUGGUGUUAAGGGACGUCAGUCAUGCACACCCGUUUAAGUUGUUAAUUGUAUGAAAUUGUAUGAUUAGUUUGUUUUACUAGAUUUUGUAAAUUGUUGAAAAUUAGUAUACAAAAUAUAUGUUUUAAUACAGUGCUGUGCUGUUAAACCAUUUGUAAUCCAAAA
Calliphora vicina (urban bluebottle blowfly) is the source of this 1406-nucleotide messenger RNA. RefSeq names its product epidermal growth factor-like protein. Lineage: Eukaryota; Metazoa; Arthropoda; Insecta; Diptera; Calliphoridae. The transcript is spliced from 3 exons. Bases 73 to 1281 code for a protein of 402 amino acids. The record is from RefSeq and is a predicted model, not a curated record.